UCAAAUUGUACUCAUCAAUAGACUCAGGAGCAACCACUACAACUUAAAUUUCAGUCUUUACAGAAAAAAUAUGGUUUCUUCACCCGCCUGCGACUGCGGAGACUCAAUUCAAGACAUUAAUCACAUUCUUUUUUAUUGUCCCAACACACGGCAUAAAGCCACUCCCAUUCUGAAAUACAUACAGAAAAACUUUCCUUCCCACUCAAAUAACAUCUUUCCUUUGUUAGCUAUGCCCACACCAAAAAUGUGUCGUCUACUCCUCUCGUUCCUCAGAGCCUGUUCUCUGUCCGUUUAAAAUUCCCUCUCCGGGAAGCGGGCAUGGCGCGCGUCGGUGCUCGGGUUGGCGAGAGAUGGCGCGCGCGGUAACGUAUCUGAGUGCCAUUUUGGCACGGCUCCGUUUGUCGGUACGCUUGUGGAAGGUUGGAGGUGUCUGGGAUUAGAUUGGCCAAGUUUACCCCUGCUCAGGGGACCAGGGCCAUUAUAACUGAAAGAAGAAGACGAGAAAUCUAGAACGAAGUAAAGGUAUAUUUGACCUGAUUAAGUACAAAAAAUAGAAAAAAAAAUCGAAAUUAUUUUUAAUGUUUAAUCAAGAAAAUAGGGAAAAUGAUUUAAAAGUAUACAUUAUUUAGCUGAAAGAGAUAAGGCGUCAUAUAACCUCGAAGCGAAGUUGAAGACGCAUGCUCGCCAUCCAGUGCAACCACAAAAAAAAUAUUAGACCAUUGUACGCCUAAGCGAAUCGUUAACACUGUCAACAGUACCAUGCUGGACAGCAUUGUUUUAUAACUUAUUUCUUUAACUGGACACGUGUUAUUGAGAUUAUAUGAACUGAUACGUUUGUCUUCAAAAAAUAAAAUGAGAUUUAGUCUUCAAAAUUUUAAGCAGUUUUGUAGAUUACGGAAUUUCUCGUUACACACGUUGCCUGCAGAAACACCGGAGAAAAAUGUGAUUGGCACGAGGUUGAUUUUGCCGGAGCCAAAAUAUAAUACAGACUUUUUAUGCAAUCCUGCGAACCGUGACAUUAUUUUCAACAAUAUUAAAAGAAGAAAAGGUAUUGGAGAUAUCGAUAAAGUCCUCGAAUAUUCUGACAAACCCGAGAAGCGAGAAUUGCUCUUGCAAGAAUUAAGCAAAAUACCGAACUGUACACAUCCUGCGGUAAUUGAGUAUGGCGAUGAGCCAAGAUUGAUGAAGGAGUGCGGCGAAAAGCCAGAAUUCGACUUUGAGCCGCAAGAGUUUGCCGAGCUCGCCACUAAUUUAAAAGCGAUAAGGACCCAUACGCUGGGCCCUGUCACUGGACAAAGAAGCUACGCACUCCUGGGGGAUCUGGCGGAAUUGGAGGAAGCGUUGAUUCAGUAUACACUUAGAAAAUUGAGGAAGCAUGGAUUUAAAUUGUUAUCGGUACCGGAUAUCGUCCUGACUAAAAUAAUCGAGAGGUGUGGCUUAGUAGUGGAUGAUAAUCGGACCUUGGUAUAUAAUUUAGAUUCUUAUUACGGUGACAGCUAUAGCUUGUCUGGAACCGCGGAAAUGUCAUUGGCUGGCAAACUGAUGAACGCUACACUUUCCUGCGACGCCCUACCGAUGAAAUUGGCCGCCGUCAGUCGAUGCUAUCGUGCAGAGGGUUCGGGUUCCCUGGAUGAAAGAGGAAUCUAUAGAGUUCACCAAUUCACUAAAGUGGAGAUGUUUGUUUGUUCCGAACCGAACCAAUCUGAGGAGGUGUUUCAAGAUCUUCAAAAUAUACAGGAGGAAUUGUUCUCCUCGUUAGGAUUGCACUUUCAAAUAAUGGAUAUGCCGCCACUUGAUUUAGGUUCACCAGCUUAUAGAAAAUGUGAUAUGGAAGGCUGGAUGCCCGGAAGAAAGUUGUACGGCGAAUUGUCCAGUUGCAGUAAUUGCACGGAUUAUCAGUCGAGACGUCUCAACAUUAGGUAUAGGACAAAGGAUGGAAAUACAGCUUACGUGCACACACUAAAUGGAACUGCGUGUGCGAUACCUCGCAUGUUGAUCGCAUUGUGCGAAACGUAUCAGACAAGACAUCACCGUAUCACCGUACCAAAUGAGUUGGUGCCUCUGAUGAAGGGCAAAACGCUCAUUAAGAAGCAAUCAAUCGCGGACAUGAGACCUUACAAGUAUAAACAAAAAUUAAAUGUAAAAGAGAAAAUUGAAUAAAAUUAAAUAAAAAAAAGAGGUUACAAUCAUAAA
Messenger RNA from Wasmannia auropunctata (little fire ant), 2193 nucleotides. It is a transcript of the gene SerRS-m, whose product is annotated as serine--tRNA ligase, mitochondrial-like. Bases 853 to 2160 code for a protein of 435 amino acids. The transcript has 5 exons. Lineage: Eukaryota; Metazoa; Arthropoda; Insecta; Hymenoptera; Formicidae. Gene Ontology annotation, molecular function: tRNA binding; serine-tRNA ligase activity; ATP binding. The record is from RefSeq and is a predicted model, not a curated record. Gene Ontology annotation, biological process: mitochondrial seryl-tRNA aminoacylation. Gene Ontology annotation, cellular component: mitochondrion.